Molecule: messenger RNA, 1103 nt
Organism: Camelina sativa (false flax)
Lineage: Eukaryota; Viridiplantae; Streptophyta; Magnoliopsida; Brassicales; Brassicaceae
Product: putative cytokinin riboside 5'-monophosphate phosphoribohydrolase LOG6
Biological process (GO): cytokinin biosynthetic process
Cellular component (GO): cytosol; nucleus
Molecular function (GO): hydrolase activity, hydrolyzing N-glycosyl compounds
Source: RefSeq, a predicted model, not a curated record
AGAGUUAACUAGCUAAUUCUAUAGACUUGUCUACAAAAAUAUACUUCUCUGUUUUCCCAUAUAUUAGAACCAAACACAAACAAAACGUAGAGAAAGAAAGGUUGAGACUUUGACAAGUUAUAAGAAACAAUGGAGGAUGAAGAGGGAAGAAGAGAGAUGACGAGGAAACAGAGUUCAAGGUUUAAGAGCAUCUGCGUCUUUUGUGGUAGUAGCAAUGGCAAUAAAGCUAGUUAUCAAGUUGCAGCCAUUGAUUUAGGCAAAGAAUUGGUGGCGAGGAAGAUUGAUCUUGUUUAUGGUGGAGGAAGCAUAGGUUUAAUGGGUUUAGUGUCUCAAGCUGUUCAUGAAGGUGGUCGUCAUGUUAUUGGAGUUAUCCCCAAGCUACUCAUGUUGCAAGAGCUUACUGGAGAAACAGUAGGAGAAGUGAGAGAAGUUGCAGACAUGCAUCAGAGAAAAGCUGAGAUGGCUAAGCAUUCUGAUGCCUUCAUUGCUUUGCCUGGUGGCUAUGGUACACUAGAGGAGCUACUUGAAGUGAUAACUUGGGCACAACUUGGUAUACAUGAUAAACCGGUCGGUUUAUUAAACGUUGAUGGAUAUUACAAUGAAUUGCUAUCAUUCAUCGACAAAGCUGUCGAAGAGGGAUUUAUUCUUCCAACCGCUCGACAUAUUAUUGUAUCCGCACCAACCGCAAAAGAGUUGUUUAAGAAAUUAGAGGAAUAUGUGCCUCGACAUAAAUAUUAAAUAGUAACAGAUGCCAUCGAACCUGAGCUCCGAGACGUUCUUAUUAAAAGAAAAAACAAUCGUACGUAAAUGGACGAGUAAAGAUUUGAUUAUUUGGCAGCUAGACAAUCUAAAAGUGGGUUAUCAUUAGGGGGUACGAAAAGUAACUUUUUCUUUCCUGGAUUGUUUUCAGCAUAUAUGGUAUCUCAGAAAUUUCGGUUCAAGUGAUGUAAUAUAUAAGAGCAUAUCAUUUGAAUUUUUAAGUCAGUGUUAAAAAAAAAAAUUUCCUUGUUGGGUCAAAAUUGAAAAACAAGGAGGACUUGUUACGUUGUACUAGAGAUUGUACUAGAGAUAUUUACAACUCCAUUAGAGUUCGAGGGUUUUUG